Molecule: messenger RNA, 2735 nt
Organism: Sphaeramia orbicularis (orbiculate cardinalfish)
Lineage: Eukaryota; Metazoa; Chordata; Actinopteri; Kurtiformes; Apogonidae
Gene: meis3
Product: myeloid ecotropic viral integration site 3
Exons: 13
Coding region: 403-1659 (418 amino acids)
Biological process (GO): regulation of DNA-templated transcription
Molecular function (GO): DNA binding
Source: RefSeq, a predicted model, not a curated record
CCUCCUCCUCCCCUUCUUCUUCUUCUUCUUCUUCUCUCCUCUUGAGACUGAAAACACCAUCGCUCAUUCCCAGCCGUGACAUAUCCCAGCCUGUCGCCGUAUGCUGCGCGGACAGCGAGCAAAAGGAGCCAAAAAGGAGGGACGCUUUCUCUCCUCCACAUACAAGCACCGAGCAUCCCGACGGUGUUGAGCCGGACCGAGAGGCGCACCAGGCGGAGGCGAGGCGCUGCAGGAAGCCGCUGCUCCCCAUCUCCAGCUUUCUGGACUACACCGGACACGGCCCGGACUGGACUGGAUAUAUUUACGUUUCGGAUUUGCAGGAACAGCGCAAGGCAGCAAAGCCUGCUGGACUGGCCGAGCAGCGCAUCAUCAUCUCCGGUGUAGGACUGGCUGUCGAGUCGCAUGGAGAAGAGGUAUGAAGAACUGGUGCACUACUCAGGGUCAGAGGGCAUGUCGGUGGGGGGGUACGGGGACGAUGUCAGGCCGCUUCCUCCCCCACAUUAUGGAGCCACCAUCCCCGACUCCCUCAAACACCACAAAGACCAGAUCUACGGUCACCCACUGUUCCCACUGCUGGCCUUAGUGUUUGAGAAGUGUGAGCUCGCCACCUGCUCCCCUCGAGACUCCACCUCCCUCUCAGCCACCUCCCACCUGCCAGGCAUGACCAAUCACAGCGACGUCUGCUCCUCCGAAUCCUUCAAUGACGACAUCGCCGCCUUCGCAAAGCAGAUUCGUUCGGAGAAACCAAUAUUCUCCUCUAAUCCUGAGCUGGACAACUUGAUGAUCCAGGCUAUACAGGUUCUUCGUUUUCAUUUGCUGGAGCUGGAGAAGGUGCAUGACCUGUGUGAUAAUUUCUGCCAUCGCUACAUCACCUGUCUGAAGGGCAAAAUGCCAACAGACCUCGUCCUAGAUGACAGGGAGGGCGGCUCCAAGUCUGACAUGGAGGACUUCACUGGAUCCUGUACCAGUCUGUCAGAACAGAAUGCAUCAUGGUUACGGGAUCCAGAUGAAUGCGCUACCACUCCUUUGGGAACACCAGGCACCUGUGGCCUGCCUUCACACAGCACAGCAGACAACUGCAGCGACACAGGCGAUGGUCUGGAUGGAGGAGUGGCCUCCCCCAGUACAGGAGAGGAGGACGAGACUGACAGAGAGAGGAGGAACAACAAAAAGAGAGGGAUCUUCCCCAAAGUGGCUACAAAUAUCAUGAGAGCGUGGCUCUUCCAGCACCUGUCGCACCCGUACCCAUCUGAGGAGCAGAAGAAGCAGUUAUCGCAGGACACAGGACUGACCAUCUUACAGGUCAACAACUGGUUCAUCAACGCUAGGAGAAGAAUAGUUCAGCCUAUGAUUGACCAGUCAAAUCGCUCAGGUCAGGGUGGUCCCUACAGCCCAGAGGGGGCAGCUCUUGGUGGCUACGGCCUGGACGGACAGGCCCACCUCGGCCUUCGAACAGCAGGUCUCCAGGGCAUGUCUUCUCUGCAGGGUGACUACCCCGGCGCUCUCCUCUCACAACCAGGCUACCCACCGCACCCGGGACCCUCCCUCCAUGCAUACCCUGGCCCUCAUCCCCACGCCGCCAUGCUGCUCCACCCCCCCCCACAUGCACACCCAGCGGAGCCGCUCCUCGCGCAGGGACUGGACAUACACGCACACUAGCUGUAGGAUGGACUGGGAAUGUGUGUGUGUUUGUGUGAGAGGGUGAAUUACAGUAUGUGUGUGAGUGUGUGUGUGGGCAGAUGUGUGUGUGUGUAUGUGUGUGUGUGUGUGUGUGUGUGCAUGGUUGGGUAUGUGUAAUGACGCAUACAGUACACUAUUUAAAGAAAAAAGACACAUUGCUCCAAAAGUUUACAUUCCCCACUGAAAGACACUGACCUCAAUGUAGCUGUCCCACUUAACAACACACAAGUAGACAUAAACAGACCUCUUACACACACAUAUACACAGUCUGGACCCACAGGUUUAAGCCAUACCUCUUUUAGAGUAAAGUGCUUCCUCCUCUCCAAAUGUCUCCACUGUGUCCUGUGGGUGAGACACAUGCUUUAAACUACAACUCCCAUCAUGCCUACUGAACUGCAGGAAGAUGCUUGAUGGAUCGGAGAGACACGUGAAUAUUUAUCCGCAGACUUUAGUCUGAACGUUACUGGAUGAGACUUGCUCCUGUGAACACGCCUUCUUCACAACUUCCUGUCUUCCUGCACACGUGACUGUCGAAGAUAAUACACACACAAACACACCUCCACACACUUAAUUUAAAGCUGGUUUGCAUUUUUUUCUUAAUCUAUUUUUAUAUUUAUGUGUGCCACUCCAGGCGGAUGCAGCUUCACAUGAUCUUGUUGAAAUAUUAGUGCUCUUCCUCAGCAUGAAGCUAAACACUAUGAAUGACUUCCAGUCUGCCUCGCUCUCGUACCACUAACCUCCUUAAGAUGCCAACAGGUGUCCAUUACCUUAGGAUCCUUCCUAUACACAAGCAACACACACAUAUAACACACACAGCAUCAAAAGCCAUUUAUACACACACACACACACACACACCAAUGCACACAUGCACACACACUGAAUUCUGUAAGCAUUUCUAGUUUUGUCUGUCUUUGGGUGUGAGGGGAGCUGCAGCCAAAGGACUCUUUAAACAUUCUGCUCCCUCUCCGCUCUGCUCGGACUGCUGAAACAUUUCUGAAUGAUGAUGGGAUCUACAGUUAUGGUUAAAGUAUUAAAAUCUUUUUUGUAAGACUUGU